GUCAAAGACAGGUUAUAUUUUAGAUUUUGGUUGGUCUGUUCGUAUUAUUAUUACCUUUGAAAUAAAGCGUCUUAAAAUAUUGGGCAAUAUCCUACAAAUUAUAAAACAGCACAACAGCAAGUAUGCAUACAUAAUACAUAUCCAUAAAACUUGAUAUAAGUUCUAAUAAUAUCUGUUAAGUCCUAUCUAUUUUAUAUUUUUGAAACAAACAUUAGUAGCAAGAAUACAUCUCUUCCUAAGAAUAAGCAGUAAAUAUGUCGAAGAAAGGAACAUCUGACGGUGGUAGAACCCUGAUAGUUUUAGAAGUGGACCCAAUGGAAUGUCCGUUCAGAGAAUUCCGGGACAACGAACUUCAUCCCGAAUUUUGGGGAAUGGGUCCAGCGGCGUUUCGCACUGCCUUCAUCAACAGCAAGGCAGGCUUCAAGCCCCAGGCUGAGCACAUCUGGCUGGAUGACCAGACUCAGCCUCUUCCGAGGUCAGUCCGGCAGUACUUGAACGGCUGGGUGAGGGCAGAAGAGCUGGCCAUGAGCAGGUGGGAUGCAGAAACUGCUGUUUUUGAGGAGAAUGAUGGAGGCAAGAUGUCUGUAAUUGAUAUCCAGCUGAGUCACGCGCAGGUCAUCCUUCGUUCGUCGUUUUGCAGAAAAGUUUUAUCUGCAUGUUUUCUUUUGGAGAGAGCUGACACGUUUGUGGUAGAGCACCAAUGGGAGAACUUCUCCUUCAGCAUGGCUCCUGAAGGUUGGAGGCCCAGGUACCACAUUUACUCGCCUGGCGUGAAACCGGGAGGGGGGCAGCAGCAUCGACCUGGACUCUCGAAAAACGGUUGCUACCUAGUUCGCCUCUACCACCUAGGCGCUUGGAGAUGUGUGUGGGUAAACGACCAGGUUCCAGUAGAUGCCAAUGACUCCCCACUCUUGCCGUUCUCUCCGCUCAUGACCAACACACCAGCGACUACCGUGGCAGUCGUACCCUCGAAGUCCAGCGCUAAGACUACCGUAGUCACAGCUAUUACCUCGCCUGUGGUUCAUCUGUGGCCCUUGUUGAUCUGCAAGGCACUGCUCAAGUUGGCUGCGCCUGACAUGAAUUCUGAUGAGCAGCAGGGCUCUGUGGAGGACGAACUUAUGCCAGAGUUCAAUAUAAUGCACAGCCUAACGGGAUCAGUGAGCUUGACCUACCAAAUUUAUGAUUAUGAAGCUUUAUGGAAGCUGAUCACAUCAGAGGUGCCAGUGUUCACGUGGGAAGAUGACGAUGAUACACUGACCAGCACCGUCAAAUCCAAAAGCACGAAGAAAUCGACCGCCAAGGAGACCACUGUGGCGAGAAGUUCUUUGGCUACAAUUCUGAUAAGGGACACUAAAGACUUGCCCCCUUAUGCUCUACCCGGGAUCACUCCUGCGCAUGAAAUGACUCUUGCCGUCAACAUGGCUAGAGACUUACCAUUGAAGAAGCCACUUCCAGAACCAGAUGUAGCAAUGUGGAAGCAUUAUCGAUGGAUAGACUGGGCAAGGCAGCAUGGUCUAUACGAAGCCUAUGAUUGCCCGAACACCAGAUUUUUGAAAGUGAACGGACUAUUGAAACUGUCACACGCACCGCAUUUGCUGGACGUUCAGAGCACAGAGUCAAUAAUUGCUGGCUAUCGCGAGGAACAUGAAAAAACAGCUACGUUUAAGAAGGGAACGCCGAAGGAUGCCGCACGAUCGACUGUUGGCAACGCCAGCGCCGUGUCGCCAGCCAAAGAAGAGCUACGUGAAUGGGUGCAAUAUGAUGCAUUAUAUUCAAUGGUGAAGAAUUACAGCGUCCUAUACUACCCAUCGAUGUACCAAUUUACGUCUGCAGGGAGUAACCCACCGAUUCGGAUUACUAAAGGGCUUUCUAACAAACCAGUGGAUAUUGUUGCACCAAAAUGUGCACCAUUUUAUUUACAAAUAGACGGACCCGAAGAAAAUACUCUUAGAAUAUCCUUGAAUGUUCUUCAUCCAAGAAUCAUUUCAAAUAGUGGAGUGCCAUUUGUUGAUUACAUAGAACCAGCUUACUUGAUUUUAGAGAAAUUCGAAUGGUUUGUUGACAGUCAUUUGCCAAUGGCUAAGGGCUAUGUCCAAACCAGAGGAUAUGAUUCAAUUGAAGUUACUUUUGAGCCUGGAAGACAUAUUUGCAGGCUCUGGGUACAUUCGAGGAUGAACUGGCAUAUAAUGCUUCUAAGUGAAUCCAUAUUACUUUUGGGCACUAAAGACAUUGUCCAAGCUGCGGCCGUCAAGGAAUGCCCGUGGGCUGCCAAAUUCCUUUCCCAUUUGGGUGUUUCCUUUACUAGCUGGAGUAGGAUGAACAGAUCCAAUCUCAAUGUAUUAGCGGCUGAUAGGGAAUUUUAUCGCUCAUACCAACCUGAUUUGACAUGGGACCAAAACAAAACAGGCUACAACAAGUCGUUUUUACAUUGGAUGUUCCGGCAGGCUUUGAAAUCUUUACUCUCCAAACGCCUCAUGCCGAAUGACUAUCGUAAUGUAUGUGGUGUGCUGCGAAGAUAUUUCUCUGACCCUGAUUUCGGAUUUCCAAAUAAGCCAAAACCUCAAAAAUCUCUGAGAGAAAUAGCAAAUAUGGAUCCUUGCGACUGUGUUAUGCCUGAAGCAGAAGAAAUGGAAGCAGAUGAAGAAGUGAUCGAAGAACAGGUAUAUGAAGAAAAACCUCUAGUAGAUGAAGACAUGAUGGCACUACUUUUGAGAGAUCCCAAAGAUCCGAUCACAUCUCAAGUGUGUGAACUGGCGACCGAAGAGCUACCCUGCGGCAUAUUGAAAGAGGAAAGGGACAAGGUGGUAAGGAAGCAUGAAGCUGCGACACUAUUACAAGCUCACUGGAGGGGAACGUGGGCUCGAAAAUGUCUGAGAUCUCACGUGACAUUUACGCCGGAAAUCACCAAAAUCAUAAUGGAGAACGCAUUCGGGAAUCUGGACGCAUUGUCAGCGUUGAUGAACGAAUUCUUUGCGAUGUACCCAACAACGAAAUCUGCAUACUCCAUUGCCUCAGCACUAACAGGAAUGUACGGCUUGCGUCAAUUCAGUGGCAGCUCACCGAUAACGGCGAGCUAUAAAUGGAUUCCCUUCUUCCAAGGAGUAUUUUACUGCCACGAACAAGUCAAAGUGCAUUUUGAUCUCCAAAGCUCCACACAACAUUGUACAGUAGCUGUUUAUGAUAAUGAUACUGGUCUGCAAAAGCCACAAGUUUUCAAUGCGCAUAUUACUUUCGACUUCAGUCCAAAUAACUUCGGUUAUACUGUCAUUGGACACGGAAGCCUCAAUCAGCCAACUAGUGUGCACGCGGAAAGCCAUUGGCAGCUCACGGUUCUUUCCAGCAUCAGUGAAGCCUUCCACCUGUGCGACAACGACCCAGAAGGGUGUAAGGAGCAGCAUCUCCCACACUCUCACAAACUGCACAUCGAUGAGAUGUUCCUGCCUAACAGAAGGAAUAUCCUGGGAGGCAUACAGAUAUCUGUGGUGAAGAACGAGGUAGCCUGUUUUAGAGCUGCGGCUACGUCGCCUGAUCUGGAGAUGGAAGUGAAACUACAAACUAUGAUAAAAGGUCAGAAGCGGGAGAUUGCGACGUGCUGCGGAAAAGGGGAGGUGUUCUGGCCUUACAUAAAACUGGAACCCGCGGAAUCACCUGAACCAAAGGCAAAUAAAGACUGGCAUAGUCAUCGAACCAGUACGAAAAUACUAAAAAGUCCUCAAAAUAAAACUUUAUCUGGUAGUGGCAAGAGUAAAUCUACAACUAAGCUCAAAAUCUCCGUCCCAGAACCGAAGUUAUACUAUAUCGAGGUAACUGCUCCACAAGGUUGGCCUCUUACGUUAGCGCAGUGGAGAAGGGUAGACGAAAUCAGGAACUCCCUAGAUUUUAUCAAGAUAGAUAUUGGACAGCACAAGAAACCAGCAAAAGACAAACCAGCAUCAGCGAAAAGCAAAGAUAAAGAAAAGGAGCUUACAGUUUCUGCUCAGCAACCACAGCCCGAGGACGCGUACGUUGUUCUAGAAUGUGCACUGGCUAUAGGAGGAGGAGCAUAUGCUAAGCGGGAUGAAGAUAGGGACCUGGAACUUGCCGCUGCCAUCAAAUCUUGGGAUGCUAAGGAACCUGGAAGAAAUCUAAGAGGAGCCCAGAUAAGAAAAGAAUUUCGAGCUGAGUUCUUGGAAGUUGCCCCAGUACCGCCGUCUGAAAGCGAAAGAACUUUAGUAGAGGAAACAUUAUUAGAAGAGUUUGGCGAAGAACUUAUAAAGGGUACUCCACAACUGCAACAAGGUCCGACGCCAGAAUCUGAAAGUGGAAUUAUGGAGAUGUCAGUGGAAAGUGAAGAGGAGGCGAAAUAUAUAAUGUUGCCCGAACAACUCAAGGACAAAUUCGUACCAUUGUAUUUUGUACCGUUGUGCAUGAAGGAAAAAGACGACGACUUGUGUGUGCUGUUGACCUCGGACAUAGCAGAGGCUGCAAUACAAGGCCGUCAAGCUCGUAUAGAAGCGGGCUUGAAUCGUAUGAAGGAGUUGCAAGCGUACAACGAGGACUAUGUUCUGGGCAAACAGAGGAGGCGGAGUUAUCUUCUGGAGAAACUUUUCGUUGAUAAUCAAUGGAAUGAAGAAUUGAUUCAAGCCUUAGAAGCAAGGGACGAAGCUAUCGCUACAGAAACACUAAAUCGUACUGUUUCUGCUACAAAAAGGAAACAAGAAACGAAAAAGAAGUAAUUUUAUGCAGAGCAUUUGAAAUGGUGGAACUAAUUUCAAAUAGGAUUCGUUUUAAGUUGUUUUAUUUUUAAGUUCAAUUGUUGAAAAGAAUAACUUCUUAGGUUCAAUAAAGUGUAGUUUCCUAAUAACAU
Messenger RNA from Chilo suppressalis (striped riceborer), 4846 nucleotides. The record is from the annotation of a GenBank genome assembly. Lineage: Eukaryota; Metazoa; Arthropoda; Insecta; Lepidoptera; Crambidae.